Molecule: messenger RNA, 1944 nt
Organism: Mya arenaria
Lineage: Eukaryota; Metazoa; Mollusca; Bivalvia; Myida; Myidae
Product: neuronal calcium sensor 2-like
Exons: 2
Coding region: 370-960 (196 amino acids)
Molecular function (GO): calcium ion binding
Source: RefSeq, a predicted model, not a curated record
UAUAACAUUAAACGUAAGAGCAAUGGCCCAAUAGUUCCUCCCUGAAAAAUCUAUUCUGAUCUGCAAAUAAUAUAAACGAUUUCCAAUUGACAACCUGAAUGUGUGUUUUUUUGCAGGUACCUUUAUUCAAGCGUUUAUUUUCUCACCUGAUCAAUGCAUUAAUCAAUCUUAAAGUGUUCGUCUCAGGGAAAAAGUAACAUUUUAGACAAGGAAGUUGACGAGAAUACGUCUAUUUUAUUUAAUAUAGGAAAGCCUUAAACACAUUAGACGUGCUGAUGGCUUGAGUUAAAGCAUCAGAUGAAUCAGAUUACCUAGAGCUGUAUCUUUUACAAUUAUAAUACAAUACAGCAAAGGAGUAAACAUAACACUAUGGGUAACAAGAAUGCAAAGCCAAAGGGCCAAUACCUGCUUGAACUUCAUAAGAAAGUUCCAAACAUGAACAUGGAUGAGAUUCUUCAAGUAUUUGAGGACUUUCAACGCCAGUCACGAGGACGAGGGAGGCUGAGUAAGUCAGACUUUGUGAAGGUUUACAAGCAAGCCUUCGAAGGCAAAAACGGUGUGAAAGCCCUUGCUGAAAAUAUAUUUACCGCGUUCGACACAGACAAUAGUGGCUAUGUGGAUUUUGAGGAGUUCCUCGUUGGUUUAAGCAUCACCGAAGCUAGUUUAGCAGACGUGGACAAGGAAUCCAAGCUUAAGAGACUGAAAUGGGCAUUCAAUGUGUACGAUAAAGACAAGAGUGGCACCAUCGACAGGAAUGAGAUGAGAGCGAUUGUUAGGGCGGUAGCAGACGUUGUACCAGACAAUAGUUUUCUGCAAGGCCUUUCACCACAAAAGUAUUCGGACCGCUUGUUUGCCGAGGUGGACGCGAACGGUGACGGUGACAUUACGUUUGAAGAGUUUCGAAAGGCAGUCAAGCAGAAUGAGACGCUUUUUGACCUACUACUUCCGUCUCCGACCUAAGUAUUGGAUAUAGUUUUUUGUUUAAUUUUGUGACGCUGUAUGGAUGUUCUGUGAAUAAAUGAGGUACGGUUUAUUUAGAAAGGGAAAUAAGAUAUGGAAUUUAUAUUACGUUAAAUAGAACCAAUCCUUUAGUACGGCAUUUUUAUAACGGCAGAACAGGGACUUGCAAAACAUGGCCGUGUGUUUUGUUGAGUACUUGAGGUUAUCUAUUUAUUUUGGCAUACUGUAACUGAUCAUGUUUGCUUCUCCCUGUAACCGUCUGUACUAUGUUGUCGAGGUUAAGGCUCAAUGAGUGGCUUUCGUAUAUUUAAAAUGUCAUUGUAACUCCGCAUGCUUUUUAAUGAUAAACUGAUUAUUGAAUAUACGGAUACAAAGAAAUCCUUCUCUUAUGUGAUUCUAAAUAGGCAACACAGCUCAUGUCAAAUAGGAAUAUUUAAAUCCGCAAAGUAGUCCAGUCAUAUUUGUCAAUUACAACGAAAACAAAUAUGGAAACUGAAGACGCAUGCAGUCAUUAUAUUGAUUAGAUAUUAACGGACAUAUUGUUUUUGUUUUGUUUUCAAUAUUGUUUCAUACUAUGUUAUGUUUUGCAUGAUUUGUUUUAGAAAACAGGUUGUGUUUUUGCGUGUGUCUUGUUUAUGUUUUUUUUUUGUUAUAUGUGACGUCAUCUGUGAAAAUGAGCCAUGUUGAUGGAUUUACCAAUUGUAAGAAAAUAACCAUGCGACAGAAACAAACUAAUCUUAAAGUAUUGAAUAAACUUAAAUUAGAGAUUGUUUACAAAAUAGGUUCAAACAAGAUUUGGAUUGCCUGCUUAAAAGACUCGAUUUAUCGCAAAAAAACCCCGAAAGGGUAGUUUUUUCUAUACUGGAUUCAUUUUCGCUGACGAUAUCACAUAUAUAUCGACUAUAAAUGUUAUUUAUUUUAUUGUGUAUAGUAAUUAAGUUGACGAUAUUCCAUAGUUUAUGCUUGUACAUUAAAAUAAACAGU